GCUUGACGUCAGCGGUAGCACUCGCUCCCCAAUGGCGGGGAAAUUGAUCUGAUAAACUAUCACGGACGUUCGUGUCCUUCAUUCAUCCGCUUAAAAAAAUAAGUCAGAACGACUGACUUCGUGCCAUGCAUCGUAAAAAGCAACAGAAAUGCCCCAACCCCCUUUUCUUGAAGUGUCUGGAGGAUUGGCGGGAUGAAGCGAAACAGAGGAACUCCAAGCUGCAGCACACGUACGCCAAGGCUGCUGCUGCUAUGAAGAAGUAUCCAUUACCUCUUAGUUGUGGAAAGGAGGCAAUGAUUCUUGAUAACAUAGGUGCUAUGAUUGCAAGAAGGCUUGAUGAAGCCAUGGUAAAGCAUUCUGUCAAUAAUCACCAAGAGGUGUUUGCAAAUCAUGAUUUGGAAGAUGAAUACACAACAGAUCCAGCGCUAGACUCACUCAGUGUACAUACUCCACCAUCAGUUGAGUUAAAUGAUGAUAUUCUUGAAGAAGGACUUAAAAAGAGAAAAGAACCUAAGAGAAAAGUCUCUAAUGAAUAUGUACCAGCCUUCAGAUCAGGACCUUAUGCUUUGAUUGUGACAUUAUAUCAACAUAAUCAGAGACUUAACAAUCCAGGAUACAUGACAAGAGCUGAGCUUCAGAGGGAAGCACAGUCACUCUGUGAUGCUUCCUUUACAAAGCCUGACCCGGGCAGUCAUUACACAGCAUGGUCUUCUAUGUCAACACUGAUCAAAAAAGGUUUUAUUACCAAGACAAGCAAUCCGGCCAGAUAUUCCAUCACUGAUCAGGGCUGCAUUCUAGCCCAGAAGUUGGAGAGGGUGAACGGUGACAGGUUGUCAGUGGUGUCAUCGCACUUUACUGCAAGUAUUGCCUCUAAAUUAGCCUCUUCUGCUUUAGUUGACACAAAAUCUGGCAAUAAACUAAGUGCAUCCAUCAGAAGUGUUGUAUCAACAUCAAAGCCAAAUGUUGAGUGCAAACAAAUAGACCUCUGUACUGCUUCUGCAAGGGGCCUUGAAGGAUUUACAAGCAUAGUUGAAAAAAAGGAAUUAAAUCCCAAGAGACUUGUUAAGGCUGACUUCGACCUUGAUCCAGGUUUUGUGCUAAGACCAGGAACGUUCGAUGUUAUAUUGUGUGUAGAUGUGAAUGAGACAACGUCAGGAGAAGCCAAGUCGAGAAAAGAUGCUCUUAUUCCGGAACUUAAGAACAAUGGAGUACAGUUUGAUGUGCGCAAACUGCAGCUCGGAGACUUCCUCUGGGUGGCUCGUGAAAGAACUGUUCCAACACCAGGUUGUUUGUCAGUACCUGUGGCUCGAGAACUUAUCCUGGAUUACAUUGUGGAAAGGAAAAGAAUGGAUGAUCUCUGUGGAAGUAUCAUCGACGGUCGUUUCCACGAGCAAAAGUUUCGACUUCGCCAUUGUGGUCUCAGACACCCAAUUUACCUGGUGGAGGAUUUUGGCUCAAUUCAGCACAUGAGUCUACCAGAGAGCACAUUGCUUCAAGCUAUUGUUAACACGCAGGUGGUAGAUGGCUUUUUUGUGAAGCGGACACGUGAUUUGAAAGAGAGUGUUGCAUAUUUAACAGUCAUGACUCGCUAUCUGCAAAAAUUUUGCACAAAUAAAACUCUUGUCAGCUGUCAUCAAGCAGGCCUGGAGGAAGCGCGUUUAAACAACGAUAAGGAAGGAACUAAAAUGUACCUCAUGAAUUUUCCCGUGUUCAAUGAUUCAACUGUCAAAAAUAAGGUGAUGACAGUGAGUGAAGUGUUUGCCAAGCAGCUUAUGCAGCUGAGUGGAGUGUCUCCUGACAAGGCUGCUGCAAUACUGGACAAGUAUCCCACGCCUAGAAGUUUGUUAAAUGCAUACAAGGUACAGAAGAGUGUGGAAGACAAGGAAUUGCUCCUCUCUGUGCUGAAAUGCGGUGAAAAUCAAAGGCCUAUGAAGAUCUUAUAGCAAUGUACCAGUCUAAUAAUUUCGAAUGUCACCUAAUUGCAGGACGUUAGGACCGUCUCUGAGUAGACUGAUUUAUCAGCUGUUCUGUUUGCCUUCCCUGUGUUAAAAAUUGAGGUGGAAUAUCAGAUGUUAGAGAGCUGGUUUCUCCUUUUUUCUUUCUCUAUGUGUAACUAGAACAGACAAGUUGUGCAGAUUGGGCAUCCGCGGAUGGAAAUUGUUACUGAUAUUACGGUUAGAUAAACCUCAAUUCUGCUCCAUAUCAUCUUUGCGCUAAUUUACAUUGUAUGGCAGCUUAAAUCCUUACAUGUUAGAAAUGUUAGAAUAUUAUAGGGUCAAGAACAUACUCUGUGUUCUUUGGUCUUAAUAAAAAAAUCUGUUUAGGUUAA
Pocillopora damicornis (cauliflower coral) is the source of this 2329-nucleotide messenger RNA. Its product is annotated as structure-specific endonuclease subunit MUS81. Gene Ontology annotation, biological process: double-strand break repair via break-induced replication; resolution of meiotic recombination intermediates; DNA catabolic process. The record is from RefSeq and is a predicted model, not a curated record. Gene Ontology annotation, cellular component: nucleus; Holliday junction resolvase complex. Gene Ontology annotation, molecular function: DNA binding; crossover junction DNA endonuclease activity; 3'-flap endonuclease activity. NCBI's taxonomy places the organism in Eukaryota, Metazoa, Cnidaria, Anthozoa, Scleractinia, Pocilloporidae.